AUGAGCAGAUCGGGAGAUUUCCAAAACAAAGUUGAGACCAUUAUUGAAAAUUAUCUUUAGAAACAUAAGAUAAUAAACAUAAAAAAUUCGAAUAAUCAUGCUGAUGUACCAAUUUCUGAAUUUGAUCUGCUUGAGAAAUAAAUGACAAGAAGUAGUAUCAUAGAUGACUUAAUUCAAAAAAUUUAGGUUUUAGUAGAAGCUAGUAAUUAUAAUGCUAAGAUUGAAAUGGACUAAAAGUUUAUUAGAUUUGAAUAAGAAAUUACCAAUUUAAGAUCCAUAAUUAUGAUGCAAUAGGAUUACAAUUCUCCUCCUUAAUUGUUGAUGACUCGCUCUGAAAAUAAUUCGUUUAUUGAAAUGAGUGAUUCGUUUCUGAAUGAUGAAAAUGCUAGUAAUUUUAAGAAAAAAGUCAAAGAAAUUCAGGAAUAAUUCUCAAAGAAAACAUAACAACUCGAUAAUAUGCUUGCUUUAGUUAUUGAUUAAUAAUUGCAAUUAAAACAACAAAUUACUCAAAAUCCUUCCACAAAUCAAUCAAAUGAUUAGUAGGUAGAUCUCCAUCUUCAAACUGAUAAGAUAUUAGAUUUAAUCCAACCAAAAAUUCAAUUUUUGAAUAAGGAGCAUUUUGAGGAAAAAUAUUAGUAAUUUAAAAAAGCAAUGGAAGAAAUGAAGUAGGGGGCCAAAGAAAAGCAGUCACUAUUAAUGACCAUUGUUGAUGAGUGCAAGAGGGAUUGUGAAAAAAUAGAAAAAAAAUUGAAUGAACACAUUACUUAAGUGAAUGCAGAUAAGAAAAAAUCUUGGAUUCCUUUUAAAUGA
Messenger RNA from Paramecium tetraurelia, 810 nucleotides. RefSeq lists its product as uncharacterized. The transcript has 5 exons. Lineage: Eukaryota; Ciliophora; Oligohymenophorea; Peniculida; Parameciidae. The record is from RefSeq and is a predicted model, not a curated record.